AUGCCAAACAAUUUCGAAGACAAUUGUUACGACAUGUUGCAGGAUCAUGACGAUUUCAUGCUUCCAUCUUUAUCUCAAAUCGAUCAAUGGCUGGCGGACGAUAUUCAACAAGGCGGGUCGCCUAUUUCAAUUAUUCAGACAUCGGAACAGUCCAAUCUGCCUCCUUCAGCUACUAAAGAUCAGCAACUCGGCAAGGAAGAUACUGAUUUGGCUCGAGAUGGGAAACACGGCCAGCAAGUUGAUGACGAGAAGAUCAAGAUCAAUGUCGAAUACAAAUUUUUCUUCAUCAUCCCUGAAGAUAAACCAACUAACCCUCGUCAGAAAAAACGAAAGGCUAGCAAUAACGAGGAAAAGUGCAAACCUCUCCCCUCCACUCCAGGUCUAGUCCACUUCGAUUGGGAUGCCGAUGUGAAGAAUCUUGGUGCCUUCAAGAAGGCCGCUAUCAAAGCCAUUGGGCUUCUCGAUGAUGAAGAGGUGGCGGCUGACGUCAUGGAACAUGCAACCGAGCAAGAAGAUGAUGGCGAGAUCAUUUGGUCAGCUACUAUUCCUCAUGGUGGUCGUUUUGCAAAUAAAAACAAGGCUACUUUGACAGACAACGAUGAUCUGUCCGACUUCCUGGACGAAUGUAAAGGGCCUCGCGAAGGAAGGCGCUUCACCAUCACAAUGAUUCAAAAGGAUCCAAAAAUUUCGGCUCAGAAACAGAAAAUUGUGAAAUCUUUCAAGAAAAAGCAUCGGCCUCAGCCUGAAGAAGAAGACGAAGAACCGGAGCCCUCUGGAGGAGCAGUAUCGUCGGCGACUAUCAUGAAGAAUAUACGAGAGCUACGUGCAGCUCACGAGCCCUGCGAGGAAUUAUCCGGUUCAGCUGAGGUGCCAGUGUUUAUCAACCCAAGCAACCCCAAAGAGUACAUCAAGCUCACAACGGAUCGAUUGUUUUUAUGGGCACGAGCGAUGGCUGAUAACCCAGAGGUCACCGUUACGAAGCCUCCUCCGUCGGACUCGUUUGCGUUUACGACCAAAGAAAAGCGCCUCAAAAUAGCAAAGAGUCAAAACUCUGAUGAUGGUCCGAUUACACCUUGA
Molecule: messenger RNA, 1077 nt
Organism: Puccinia triticina
Lineage: Eukaryota; Fungi; Basidiomycota; Pucciniomycetes; Pucciniales; Pucciniaceae
Exons: 4
Coding region: 1-1077 (358 amino acids)
Source: RefSeq, a predicted model, not a curated record